Epithele typhae is the source of this 1149-nucleotide messenger RNA. RefSeq lists its product as uncharacterized. The transcript is spliced from 8 exons. Lineage: Eukaryota; Fungi; Basidiomycota; Agaricomycetes; Polyporales; Epitheliaceae. The record is from RefSeq and is a predicted model, not a curated record. The coding region runs from base 1 to 1149 and encodes 382 amino acids.
AUGACCAGCUCGUAUCUCGACAAGCCUUCCGCCAAUUUCGUUCAAACUUGGGGAAUCAGUAGACAUACAUAUAUCCCAUACCAAAAGGGGGGUGGUAGUGGGCCACGCCCACGUUCGCGAGACCCGCGAGAGAUGGGCGAAGCGGCGACCAUCCUCAGCUGCAGGACGGCAAUGAGCGGGGCAGUAGAUGUGGGCAAGACGGGCGAGAGCGGGACGGGUGAGAGAGAGGUGGGCGAGAUGGGUGAGGCAGGUGAGACGAGCGCGUGCAAGAUGAGCGAGAUCCGGGGUGACGUGAGCGAGGUGGGCGACACAGGUUUUGUUGCUCCUCUUCUGUGCCGACCACACCAGCCUCCCGCGCUACAUGCGUACAAGCACGCAUUUGCCGUCGCACUCACCCACUGGCUCCCCACCUCCCUCCUCUCCCUCAAGGACAUCUUCGAAGGCGCUGGCUAUGAAGUCGUUGUUUAUUACGCCUCUGCCUCCUCGUCGCCCUCCCGGUGCUCAGCGACCUCCGCGCCCUCCUCCGGCGGAUCCGCGUCGCCCGCCACCACGCUCACGCUCCACGACAAGGCCGCGCGCUGCCGCCUCCAGCGCUACUACCGCGAGGCCUACUACGACCGCGAGCACCCCCGCGCGCUCCAAGGGCUGCGCGCGCACCGUCGCGAGCACCGUGAUCAUGACAGUCCCCGUCUCUGCGAACCCGAGCGCGAGCGCGAGCACGAGCACGCUGCACAGUGGGACCGUGCGGACGCCCCCGCGAAGCCCCAGCACACGAUCGCACCUGACGGCGCGGGCGACGGCGUCGAGCGCAUCUACACGCCUGGCGCACUCUGCACGCUUGCCGCGGCGAGCCGCGAGAUGGGGCGGGAGGAGGGCCAAGGACCAGGACAGAGAUCGCAGCAGGACCCGCCAAGAUACAAGAACAUUGUCUCCCACCCCAUCUUGACUCCGCCUCGCCCGCGCGAGGUCACUACUGGGACAAUGUCUGCAAGCUCUCGCAGGAGCGGGCUCCGGAGCAGGGUGCGGCUGCCGCCCGAGCAACAUCCGCACCUCGCGUCCGCAAAGACGGGUGAGGGCAUCUGGGCCUGUUCGAGUACAUCGCCCGCGUCGUCGUUCGGCAAGCGGUUUGACGACGACUUAGACAUGUAG